CACAAUUGUUUCCUGUAAUUAAUGGUUGGUACGACGAGCAUACGCAAGCAAACGGCUUCAAGUGAUCAUUACUCAACCGAAAGGAUUCUCCAAAAAAGAACACAGGUGAUCAUUUAACAAAAGCUCUGACCUUGAGAAUUGUGGGGUUAACUAUAACUGACUGUUCUCGAAAGCUCGGAUCUUGAAAAUUGAGGGUAUAACUAUAACAGACUGCUUUUAAAAACUAUAACAGACUGCUUUAGAAAGCUCUAAUCUGAAGAAUUGUGGGGAUAACUAUAACAGAUUGCUCUCAAAAGCUCCGAUCUUGAGAAUUGUGGGUAUAACUAUUAACAGGCUGUUCUCAAAAGCUCUGUUCUCAGACUUGUUCUUUAUGUGACCUGCUGUGCUAAUAACGGCACACUUUGAGCUGUACCAGUAAACAUGGCGUUUAAUUCUAUUGACUGCACCGACGUCUCAGCUCCGACGGUUCUGCCGUUUGUCACCGGUGGAAUAUCGCUUCUGCUUUUCCUUCUCGUUGUCCCAGGGAAUUUUCUAAUCCUCCUAGCUAUCUACAAAGACCCAAACAGAGAACUUCGCAAGAACCCAUUCAACCUUUUGGUGGGAAAUCUUGCAUUGGCGGACAUGUUGGUUGGAUUGAUAGUUCUUCCCAUUUCAGCCGCCGUGCAUAUUCGGGAAGGACAGCUCAUUUCACCGAAAUCCUCUGAGGUUUUGGCGAUCCACGUGUCGUAUUUCAUCGCGUGCACCGCGUCACUGCUCAGUCUUGCAGCCUUGGCAUUAGAUCGCCAUGUUGCUGUUAUUUACCCAGUGUAUUAUCGUACUGCGCUGAGUCAAACACGAGUGUCGGUCGCGUCAACGUUCAUCUGGGUUCUGUCGCUCUCCUUGCCGUCGAUCUACCUGAAGGUCGGAUACACAAGCUAUGCCUUCGUGUUCGCCAACAUCACUAUUGCUGUGACGCUGUUCUUUCUUUUUUCUUGCCUGUACAUUACGCGAAGAGUAAAAAAAGGAAAUGCGACGUUUGAAAAAGACCAGCACCCCGAGACCCCAAACAACGAGAGAAAAGACAACACUCGAAAAAGACGCAAUAGCCUUAUUGAAGCCCGUUUGACUAGAGUUCUCAGUCUAGUUUUGAUAGCCUAUCUAUUUUGCUAUGGUCCUUCCUGUGUGCUUAUUUAUCUCAUGAAUUUUUGUGUCGAAUGUAGUUGCACUCAAAUUCAUUGGUUCCGUGAUAUGCAAUUUGUGUUUGUUCUCACAAAUAGUUGCGCCAACCCUUUCUUGUAUUCGUGGAGGUUAACGCCCUUCCGAAAUGCUUUGAGGAAGCUACUAGGAAUCAAAAUGACAAGACAAAAUUUGUCCUCAUCUAGCAGUGAUACUCAUCACGGAACAUGCGGCUAGAAGAAGCGAGAAGUUACCAAAGCACUGCAAUUGGGCUAGCGAGUAUUUGGACUUAGAGUAUUCUGUGAAAAUUACAAUUGAACUAACGAGGAUAAUCCAAUUGUAGUAGCUCGAAAAGUUUCGAAAUAUGAUUUGGAAGAGAAAUGGAGAGACAAUAAACAUUUAUCAAUAUCGAACUGGGCAUUUAUUUUUCAUUGGGGUUCACGCGUUUAUCUAUAUUCGAAAUGUGCUAUAAUACAUUUAAAAGAGUUUUAGAGUGAUUUUCUUUAACCCGUGAACUACACUUUAGCGUAUUACACUUUAUUGUUACCUGAUUCUAUUGUUCUCGUUUGUGUUUUACUGACUAUUACCCUUUGACUAUCACACUUUCUUUCACGGGUUAAUGAAAACCACUCUACCUUAGUGAACUAAGAAAUAUACCUCAGAUGACAAUUACGAACAUUUACUUUAAUCAAGGUCUACCUACAUGGAUAUCUAAAAUUGGUAAUAAAAGAAAUUAAAUUCACGACGAACCACAAUAUUGGCUUCAAUCAAAGUUUACUUAUGUGGAUAUUUAAAAAUGGUAAUAAUAGAAGAUCAUUUCACGGCAUA
Messenger RNA from Nematostella vectensis (starlet sea anemone), 1983 nucleotides. RefSeq names its product adrenocorticotropic hormone receptor. The transcript has a single exon. Gene Ontology annotation, cellular component: membrane. Gene Ontology annotation, molecular function: G protein-coupled receptor activity. The record is from RefSeq and is a predicted model, not a curated record. Bases 421 to 1392 code for a protein of 323 amino acids. NCBI's taxonomy places the organism in Eukaryota, Metazoa, Cnidaria, Anthozoa, Actiniaria, Edwardsiidae. Gene Ontology annotation, biological process: G protein-coupled receptor signaling pathway.